Messenger RNA from Cuscuta campestris, 3592 nucleotides. The record is from the annotation of a GenBank genome assembly. NCBI's taxonomy places the organism in Eukaryota, Viridiplantae, Streptophyta, Magnoliopsida, Solanales, Convolvulaceae.
GCAGCCCAUCUUAUACUCUCAUCUUCUUCUCCCUCUAGAACAUUAUCUCCGCCGCUGCUUUCCUGUGUUUCUUCUUCCGGAUACUAUGUCUCAUAGUUUUAUCUCUUCCAACAAAAUUUAAUCUUCUUUGCCUUAGACAUCGAAGGAGUUGACCUCUUUUUUAUAUUACUCCUUCGUUUUGGGUGGUUGUUUUUGUAUGGAUCUAUUUCUCCUUGUUCCUAAUUUUCUGGUAUUUUUUGUAUUUGUUUGGGUUAUUCUUAGAUGUCCCGUAUAAUCUAUUUCAUCUUAUUUACGUGUUUUUGAUCGGCGGUCUCCGAUGAUAGACCAAUUUUAUAGAUAUAAGGAUUUUUAAUUUCAUAUAUUAAAAUUUUGCAUAAAUAGUUAUAGAUAUGCAACGCUUAAUUUUCAGUUUUGUUUUUUAUUGAUGAUUUUGUGGAAGUUGGGGUUCUUACAUUUCCUCUAUGUUUUUAAUUAGAUCUGUCUGGGAAGAUGUUCUCUUCCUCGAUCGGAUUCAGAAAAGGUGUUAACAAAGGGAGUUUAUAUAUUUUAUUUUAUUAUAUUUGUUAAUCUAAAUCUGGCUACCAUUAAAUUUAACAUACUGGGAUUUUUUUGCUGGGUCAUAAAAUUUCUUGAUACAUUAUAACAACAGUAUUUGUAUCUCUGUAAAUUUAAUAACCUGAUUUUUUUUAAUUUCUAUAUACCCUACUGCUUUAAUAUCUAUCCAUUUCAACUGAAUCUGAAAAAAGCCAUUUAGUUUCUAAAUAUUUCUAAAUAUUCUCUGAUUUUUCAAUUAUUAUUGAUGUUACCAGAUACAACCUUUAUACAUCAAAACUUGGAAUGUAAUAUAGUAUUUUUUUUUUAAAAAUAUGUUUAAGUAUUAUUUGUUCUGCCUGGUUUAUGUGUAUUCUGAUCUCAAUGGUUAAAAGUUAGAUAAUCUACCAUAAAGAUAAUACUUUUAUUUCUUACAGGAGGAAUUUUAUUUAAAUGAAGUGAAGUACAUCACGUUUGUUCUUUUGUUAAGAAACUGCUUGAGAUGCAAUUACUUUUUUCAUGUCUCCCAGAAAUCUAUAAUGCAAUGAGGUCAGGGCAAGUAAGUAAGUUUGCACUAUUAAUUUUAUCAAGUACUUAAAUUACUUAAUAUACAUGUUUGGAAUGAGAAGUGCAGGAAGAAAGACAUAUUUUUCUCUAAUAUGUUAAAUUUAAUUUUCGUGAGUUCAGGACAUACUAAAUGCAUAUUUCACUUCUUCACAGUAAUCUUUUCAAUAUAAUACCAAAUGAACUGUGUUUACCAAAUUAGCAGGUUAAAAAUAAUAAGACUGUGAAAUGAAGUGUGUUCACCUGUGUUUGUAUGAAGUCUCCAUCUUUUCCCUAUGUGUUUGCAACUGGAGAAUGAGCUAUUCAUUUGAUUGUAUCAAUUUUAUAUGCAAGGAAUAUAAGAAAGAAAGAUACUUACUUUAUAAAUGGAACACCAGUGAUAGUUUAUAUAUAUAUUGAAAUGCAGUCCACCUCUGUUAAUAAUUUAGAAAUUCUUGGAAGUUAAUGUUAAGGAGUCAUUCAUGUAUGAGACAUAUCAAUGUGUAAAUCAAAAAGAUUGUCUUGUCAUGUAUGCCCAGAAACAUUGAAUUACUUCUAGUUUUGAUGGUUUUUUUGUACAUUUUUAAAAUGAGGGAUUUUCUUAAAACAUCAAAGCAACUUUAAAUGACUGCCAUCCUAAUAUCCCUGUACAGUUGUUCAAAAUUUGUUAUACUCAGUGAUUUUGUGAGGACUUUCAGUGUGAGCUACCAUUUUCACUCUGCACACUUGUGCAAUUUCAAAUAUAGAUGGUUUUAUUUUAGAGUGGUUAAAAGAGUUAAAGAGGGUUUUUUUUUAAACAUUUUAAAAGUGCAGAUUAUUUUUCAUGAAUUUUUUUCUUAGGUCAGUAGGGGAUCACUAAAUGAACUGUUUUUGAACACCUAAUAGCUUUUUUGAAUGUAUUCCACAAUUUAACUUCAUAUUACUGCAAUCCUCAAAUCCAUUCCAAGUUGGUUUUAAAUUGUCUUAGGGAGUUUGUAGUGUGAAACUGACCGUUUUGGUCUAUGCAAUUUGUGAUGGGUAAUUGUCACGCGUUAUAGGGACCAAGUUUAAAGCUUUGUCUUGUAAUUAAGUGAAGUCAUCCUAUUUUUGCAGCCAUGCUUAAUAACUUCGUGUAUGAACCUGGAUUAAUUUGUAGGUUUUAGAGGCUGUGAUGAUGGUUUUUAUUUGAUUUGUCAAAUUCUGAUUACUUCAAUUUAAAAAAAUUGAUACGUAACUUGGCGUGGCUACCUUGCUGGCAGGAGCAGCCAUGGUGUUAUCAUAACCUUGUUCUCAAAAUGAUUUUAUAAUCACUGCAUAUCUGAGCCUCUUUACACAGAUUUUGAAAAAAGUUAUUUUCCAGGAGAUACACACUGCUCUAUUUCUGCCCAGAUUAAGGCAGUUACACAGUUGCUCGAUUUCAUUCUCUUUAUAAGGCAAUGACAUACUUUGUGUAUGAAGGUGGAGUAAUUUUAAUACUCCCUCCGUCCCCCUGUAUUUGUCCACAUUUGACUUUUGGAACUGUUUAUCUAAGCACUUUGACUAAUCAAAUUCUCUCAAUGUGUAAGCCUAAAUAUAGUCAUGUGUGAUCUUGUUUGAUUUGUCUUAACAUAUAGAUUAUUAAUAUAUAAUUUUUAUAAUUUUUUAAUAUACAAAUUAUAAGAUAAAAUGGAUUAAAGAAGUGCAUUGGAUGGUGUGCAAAAAUGAAAGUGGACAAAUAGAGAGGGACGGAGGGAGUAAAUAAGAGGCUAUGAUGAUUGGUGUCAUAUGUUUUCUCAUAUUGUUUAAUGAAAGUAAGGGAAAAAUACGUAUCCCGGCGUGGCUACGGCCUAGCCAAAGCAGCCAUGGGUUGUCGUAAAUAUUUUCCUCUUAAUGAGUAUAUAAAAAGUGAUAAUGUGAGCCUCUUUUUAUUUCAUCAUUUGAUAUUGAAGCAAUGCCUGUUUUGAGGUUCGGUAAUGAGAUAUGAUUGUGGCAGUGACAGUUCAUUUGUUAUUACAUUUAUGAAGUACUUGACUUGGUUUUAUAUAGUACGGAGUAUAUGAGAUGCGAUUUACUGAAAUCCCUGCUGUGGGUAUAUUUAUUUUUGUUUAAAAGUUAUUGUAUAUGCUUUUGAUGUGUGUAAUCCAUGGCGUUAACUUUUUUUUCUUCAUUGUAAUGAGUAUAUAAAUCUGGCAGAUUUGAGCCUCUAUAGCAUUUUGAAAUGGGCAGGAUCCUGGAAUUAAAUUUUGCAAAGGAAAUAUCAAUAGGUGACUGUGGAUCACCCAUGUGCGUAAAUCUGAAGAUUCAAAGUGGGGUAGUGGCGGUUCAUUCUUGAAAUGAAAUUGGGGUAGUGGCAGUUCAUUUAUCAGUACAUUUGUGGACUACUUGGCUUGAUUUUAUACAUAAUAAAAGAUGCCAUGUACUGAAUGAAUUUUACAUUCUCAGUUUCUUUUUUUUGUCCACAAGUGAUUGUAAAUUGUAGUAUUCUAAGAUUUUAUAUGUAAUUGCCACGUGUACCAAGUGAAUCAGGGCCUUUGGAUGACGGAUUCUGGCGGGAAAAUUG